GACGUCAAUGGAAGAUCACUACCCAGAUCCAGCCCACGCUCAGCUUCCUCGAGCCCAAAGUCACAAUGGCCUCUGUUUUGUCUCUCGUGGUCUCAGGCCUGCUUGCAGCCUCUACUGUCAAUGCCCAGAACUAUGAUUCUAAUGGCCGAGAGGGGAACGCUUUUAGCUAUGUCCAGCCUCUGAACACUACCAUCCUCGGACCCUAUGGACACUCUCCCGCUGUCCUGCCCUCCCCCAAUACCACCGGCCUUGGCUGGGAGGCUGCCUAUGAGAAGGCGAAGCAGUUUGUCGCCCUGCUAACAGUUGACGAAAAGGCCGACAUGGUCACCGGAACGGCAGGCCCUUGCGUCGGCAACAUUGUUGCCAUCCCUCGCCUUGGCUUUAGUGGUCUCUGUCUCCACGAUGGACCUCUAUCCAUUCGCGUGGCAGACUACGCCAGCGUCUUCUCAGCGGGUGUCUCCGCCGCCUCUACUUGGGACAGGGCCAUCCUGUAUGAGCGAGGAUAUUCCCUGGGCUUGGAGUUCAAGGGCAAGGGUGCUCACGUUGCCCUCUCUCCAGUUGCUGGCCCCCUUGGCCGCUCCGCCUACUCGGGCCGAAACUGGGAGGGCUUCGCCGCCGACCCUUACCUGACUGGUGUUGCCAUGGAGCAAACCAUCCGUGGUCACCAGGAUGCCGGUGUUCAGGCUACUGCUAAGCACUUCAUCGGCAAUGAGCAGGAGACUCAGCGUAACCCCACCUACGACUCGAACGGCACUGUCACCGACGUGAUCCAGGAGGCCGUCUCCGCCAACAUCGAUGACCGAACCAUGCACGAGCUGUACCUUUGGCCCUUUGCCAACGCCGUCAAGGCCAACUGCGCCAGCUUCAUGUGCUCGUACCAGAGACUCAACGGAUCAUAUGCCUGCGAGAACUCCAAGGCCCUUAACGGCCUGUUGAAGGAGGAGCUCGGCUUCCAGGGCUAUGUCAUGUCCGACUGGGGUGGCACUCACUCCGGCGUCGCCUCCAUUGAGGGAGGCUUGGACAUGAACAUGCCCGGUGGCAUUGGUGCGUACGGAAUGGACUGGGCGGCUGGCUCGUUCUUUGGAAAGAAUGUCACCCUUGCUGUCAACAACGGCACUCUCGACGAGACCCGUGUCGACGACAUGAUUGUCCGCAUCAUGACCCCCUACUACUGGCUCGGCCAGGACGUGAACUUCCCCACUGUCGACCCAUCUUCCGCCGACCUGAACACCUUCUCUCCCCGAUCUAAAUGGCUGCGAGAGUUCAACCUGACUGGCGAGCGAAGCCGUGACGUCCGCGCAGACCAUGGAGAGCAGAUCCGCCGACACGGCGCCCAGGCAACCAUUCUUCUCAAGAACGAGAACAAUGCCCUUCCUCUGAAGGCUCCCAAGUCCAUUGCCGUCUUCGGAAACGAUGCUGGCGACGACACCGAGGGUUUCUAUAACCAAAAUGACUUCGAGUACGGCACCCUCACUGCUGGUGGUGGUUCUGGCACUGGUCGCCUGACUUAUCUCGUCUCUCCCCUCACUGCCAUCAAUGCCCGUGCUAAGCAGGACGGUUCCCUCGUCCAGCAGUGGCUGAACAACACUCUCAUUGCCGAGUCUGAUGUCACCACCCUCUGGGUUCCCACUCCUCCCGAGGUCUGCCUUGUCUUCCUCAAGACCUGGGCCGAGGAGGGUGCUGACCGCGAGCACCUGAAUGUUGACUGGGUUGGUGACGAUGUCGUCGAGUCUGUUGCCUCCGUCUGCAAUAACACCAUUGUUGUUACCCACUCCUCCGGUAUCAACACUCUCCCCUGGGCCGACCACGUUAACGUUACCGCCAUUGUUGCUGCCCACUACCCCGGACAGGAGAGCGGUAACUCCAUCGUCGACGUUCUGUACGGCGAUGUUAACCCCUCUGGAAAGCUCCCCUACACCAUCGCCUACAACGGCAGCGACUACAACGCCCCUCCUACCACCGCCGUCAACACUACUGGCGUUUACGACUGGCAGUCGUGGUUCGACGAGAAGCUUGAGAUUGACUACCGUUACUUCGAUGCCAACGACAUUGACGUGCGGUACGAGUUCGGCUUCGGUCUCUCCUACUCCACCUUCAAGAUCGCCGACAUCGCGGCCGAGCCCCUUGUCGAGAGCAUCACCGCUGUGCCCGAGCAGCUGAGCAUCGUGCCCGGUGGAAACCCCGCCCUCUGGGAGAGCGUGUACAACGUCUCCAUCUCCUUGACCAACACCGGAAAGGUCUACGGUGCCACCGUUCCCCAGCUCUACGUCACCUUCCCCGAUAGCACCCCCGCGGGCACUCCCCCCAAGCAACUCCGAGGCUUCGAGAAGGUUUGGCUGCAGGCCGGCGAGAGCCAGACUGUUGGAUUUGAGUUGAUGAGACGUGAUAUCAGCUACUGGGACAUCAUCUCCCAGGAUUGGGUCAUCCCCACUGGCGAGUUUGUAAUCAGUGUUGGCUUCAGCAGCCGAGAUCUGAAGGAGGUUAUCAAGAUUACUCCUGUGGAGGCUUGAGGAUAAUUAUUGACGAUGAUAAUGAUGG
Ilyonectria robusta is the source of this 2538-nucleotide messenger RNA. Its product is annotated as beta-glucosidase-related glycosidase. Lineage: Eukaryota; Fungi; Ascomycota; Sordariomycetes; Hypocreales; Nectriaceae. Gene Ontology annotation, biological process: glucan catabolic process. The record is from RefSeq and is a predicted model, not a curated record. Gene Ontology annotation, molecular function: beta-glucosidase activity. Bases 66 to 2510 code for a protein of 814 amino acids. The transcript is spliced from 3 exons.